Messenger RNA from Suillus plorans, 1628 nucleotides. RefSeq names its product WD40-repeat-containing domain protein. Gene Ontology annotation, molecular function: protein binding. The coding region runs from base 1 to 1542 and encodes 513 amino acids. The transcript is spliced from 7 exons. Lineage: Eukaryota; Fungi; Basidiomycota; Agaricomycetes; Boletales; Suillaceae. The record is from RefSeq and is a predicted model, not a curated record.
AUGGCGUUCAACAACGACAUUAUACAAAUGAUCACACGUCGCACGUCCCAUCUCACUAGCGAGGUGAAAGCCAAGGUCCGACCGCUCGUCGAGAGCAUUUACGGGUUUGAGUCAAGUGCGAGAGAAUCAGUCAAAUCUCGUAACCGCCAGCUCGCUCAACAGCUCAAACACAAGUUCGGCUUGUGCUACCGCAGCCUCGGGGAUAAAAAGAAGAACCUCCCUCGCAGCGGGCUGUUUCAAACCAAGUUAACCCAGAAGGCCGCCAAUCUAGUCUGGUACUGCAACAAAAAGGACGAAGGUAUCGUCUUCGCAAAGUAUUUUACUCCGUUCGCCAUUCCGGCCAUAGCCUUAUGCUACACAGCGGCCGAAUGCUGUAUCGAUGAGUGGGCUGAUGGGGAACGUGUCGACAUCAGUUUUUCGGGUGACGAAUACAAGGAAGUUUACGCCAAACACCUUGCUAACCUCAACAAGUUCAAUUCGCGUACUAAGGACCAUGGAAUACUCGACACCAUUCAGAAGGAGAUCAAUGAUGUUGGCCGACAUGCCAAAGCAGAGCCGAUUGACGUUGCAGAUGACGACUGCUUAUCCGAUGACGAUAUUCAACAUGCGAUUGAGGAGUUUCAGAGGGGUAGCGAGGACAAUGAUACCCUUGUGUCUGGUUCAGUUGAUGAAAGCAUUCGGGUGUGGGAUAUUGGCACUGGCGAGGUUUUGGGUGCGCCCCUCCAAGGCCACACUAGCACGGUCGGUCUACUCUGCUGCAAUCUCCCCGAUGGAACUCAUGUUGUGUUUGGUUCACACGACAGAACCAUUAGGGUGCGGGAUAUACACCCUCGUGACGCAUUCGGUACUCUUCUCAAAGGUCAUACUGGCUGGGUUCAGUCCAUUGCCAUCUCGCUGGAUGGCAAUCGCAUAGUAUCUGGUUCAAGUGAUAGGACAACCAGGGUGUGGGAUAUGGAGAGUAGCGAGGCAGUGGGUGACCCUCUCAAAGGCCAUUCUGCCUCGGUUUUGUGUGUUGCAAUCUCUCAGGACGGGAAACACAUUGUGUCUGGUUCAACUGACACAACCGUCCAGGUGUGGGAUAUAGGCAGUGGCAGGGCACUAGGUGCCCCUCUGCAAGGGCACACCGACUAUGUUCGCUCUGCUGCAUUCUCACGAAAUGGGCACCACAUUGUGUCCGGUUCAGAUGACAAGUCGAUCCGGGUGUGGGAUAUGAAGACUGGCCAGGGAGUGGGUCCCACUUUCCAAGGGCACACCGGAAUCCGGAUGCGUUCUAAGACAACCAUCCGGGUCUGGGAUAUAGAAUUUCUCAACCAACCCCACCCUUCCAAAGUGCCAGCUGUGAUGUGCUUUUCACAUAACCCAUUCCACGCUCUUCAUUCCGCCUCCUCCUUUCUCCAGGAUUUCUCAACCCCAGUCUCUGUUGCUACAAACAAGGAUGGAUGGGUUGUAGGUCCUGACGGACAUCUUCUCUGGAUCUCACCCAUUUUGCACCCAGCGGUGUAUGCCUCAGGCAACACGAUAGUCCCUCACAAAUCGACUUGAGUUGUUUUGCGCAUGGCACGUCUUGGCACACGUGUCGGGAACAGCAGGCUGCCCUGUCUUCGUUAUGAUACCCUUGUAUGUCGCGC